AUGUUUGUUUCAACUUUCUACUUCAGUUUCUGCCCUUUUGCCAUUCCUUUGGAGUUUUCUGAGGCCCUCGCUGAACGGUUCGAGUACGUCAGGGAUACACCCCAUGCCUCGGGGACGGUUUGGUUGCUUGUCUGCAAUGUGUUCAAGGGCUGGCUCGAGUCGCACUGGCGGCAUGACCGGGAAAAAAUAGCCUUGGAUUCCAUCGUGAACUUUGCGAAGAUGAGGCUGAUGACAGACCUUCCAACUCCUGGCAAACGUCUCCUGGACUUGACAGACAAGGUAUCCGCUGUCCGCGGCCCGAUCGCGCGUUGUCUGGUGCCCUCUAUAGACAAGAGCAACACGACCAUCGCCCAAUACGUUCAUUCUGACAUCGCUCUUCCUCCCAUACUUAGAAAUACAGAGCUUAGAUUGUUGAAGCAAUGGAAAACCGGCGAAACCUCGAUCUCUAUCCUUGACUUCGACCCGUUGGAGUUGGCUCGGCAGCUGACUCUCAAGGAAUCUCGCAUCUUCUGCUCCAUCCUUCCUGAGGAGCUCCUCGACACAUAG
This is a messenger RNA of Penicillium samsonianum, 546 nucleotides long. RefSeq lists its product as uncharacterized. The coding region runs from base 1 to 546 and encodes 181 amino acids. The record is from RefSeq and is a predicted model, not a curated record. Lineage: Eukaryota; Fungi; Ascomycota; Eurotiomycetes; Eurotiales; Aspergillaceae. Gene Ontology annotation, biological process: positive regulation of GTPase activity; Ras protein signal transduction. Gene Ontology annotation, molecular function: guanyl-nucleotide exchange factor activity. Gene Ontology annotation, cellular component: plasma membrane. The transcript has a single exon.